Haliotis rubra (blacklip abalone) is the source of this 2022-nucleotide messenger RNA. RefSeq names its product A disintegrin and metalloproteinase with thrombospondin motifs 9-like. The transcript is spliced from 4 exons. The record is from RefSeq and is a predicted model, not a curated record. Bases 175 to 1089 code for a protein of 304 amino acids. NCBI's taxonomy places the organism in Eukaryota, Metazoa, Mollusca, Gastropoda, Lepetellida, Haliotidae. Gene Ontology annotation, molecular function: metalloendopeptidase activity; zinc ion binding.
UAAAAAAGUUGUUUAACAAACUAUCAUUAAGAUACUGACACAGUUCACUAUUUCUUACGAGGGUGGAGUGCACAGAGAGGAACAGCCCACACAGCUAUUGAUUCAUUUACCUGUGCUGAGUCUUUCUCGCACGCCUUAAGUUUGCGCGAAUAUAUCCCUGGAACGUCUUUCAAAAUGCAGACAGUUAUAACUUUCUACAGAUUCUUUUUGUUGGUUAUCUGUAUUUCAAUAACAUCAAGUUUGGAAGAGUCUCAUUUUAAGAAGAUACGCAGUGGAGUUCCCGCCGAUUUAGAUAACCCCCAACAUCUUCAGAUCCAGAAUGUUUUUGGACUAACGACCUGCGCCAUUCUGUGUUCAAACGUGUCAUGCCAACAGUUCCAGUAUUCAGACACAAGUCGCUUCUGCAUCACACGACAAGCAGAGGCGGUAUCUGGUGGUGUUAUCAACCCAGGCAGUGGUUUGUUUGACACCUACAAACAAGAUCCUACGACAUGUUCAGAGAUCAGGGAGGACAACCCAGGGGCUCAAAGUGGAGAGUACCACAUCAUACCUUCAGCUCCUCAAUUCAGAGGAAUGUCAGUGAAGGUGUUCUGCCUGAUGAAUGACACACACCAGCUGGAGUAUGUCACACUGCCAAAUGAAAACAUUGGAAACUUUCCUAAAAGGUCGAACGCUUAUUGUAACAGUGAAGUGCCGUAUCUGAGAUUUGAUGGUGUUGGCCAAGAUGGAGUAACAAUGUAUCAGAAGAUCAGAAUUAUACCAUCGACAAUGGCUGUUGUGACAGAGGACACUACCUUCACCAGCGGAAACAAAACGAAGCCACACAAGUACGGUAUGGCAGUGGAUUGUUACUCAUCUACAAAAGCAUGCAAGGGAAUAGGAACCUUUCACAUUGACACCCUGGGCACUGGAAUGAAGUUCGCCACUGAACUCAUGUGGACUGGCUAUGGACACGCGGGCGAUUUGCGCAGUAUUACCCGGACACAGGAUGGCGCCAUCAUUGAUCUGGUGUGUGGAGGCUGGUGUGGGGGAUGUGUUCCUAUUGGAGACAUGGUCCUCUACCCAAACAGUCAGGAUAUUCAGCCAUAGACCAUCUGUGUGGAGGAAGAUGUGGAUAGAGGAAGCUUGUAGUAGUGUGAUCCUGACGGAGAUAUUCAGACUGUGUUGAAGAUGCCCCCAAAAAGGUGAUAAUGAAAAAGGUGCAUGCUAUUCUUGUGAUUGACGACAGUCAUCUACCGAAACACAGGCUCGAGGACCAUGUAGAUGAAGCCGAUGGUGUGUUUCGUGUAGAAUGAAGGUCCUCUAAGGACAGUCACACCCUGACUUGUGUAUGGUAUGUGCACUACUUCUGACAGUAUGUUGUGUUUAUUCAAGGUAACUUGAAAUUAGUUUCAAAUACAUUACUGUGUUGAACUUACUUUCGAAAAUCAUUGAAACACCAGGUGUCCGGCAGAAUUACAUUAUAGAUUUAUUUUUAUGGAACACCUUUGAUGCCAUCCGUCAUAAUGUGGCCAUGAGUAGAUUCAUAUCAAGUUUAUAGGUAAAUAUCUGAUGAUGGCACUUUGACAUGCAUGGACACGCACCUAUAUGCAUCGUAUGAUGGGACUUUGACAUGGUGAUUUCGCUGGUACUUUAACGACCACGAAGACAUGCUUAUCUGCAUCAGAUAUUGAGACUUUGAGUUCAUAGGUCACAUACCCUACUUGCACCUGAGUAUGGCUCUUCGUCAUUCAUGGACACGUCCGUAUGUGCAUCAGAUAAUGACUCUUCGACUUCCUUGGACACACUCAAACAUCUGACAAUAUCAAAUGUUCUCGUCACGAUAUGGCUGAAAUAUUGCCGAUGUGACGUUAAAUAUUAACUCACUCACUCACUCAAACAGCUGAUGAUGGCCACACUUUCAAAGUAUAUUUAAUCUCACCACACGUUUAAGCAAAGUAUAUAUAUGUUCGUUUAAAUCAAUGGCUGAAUAUGUCUAAAUUGUCAACAGCUGAGGGGAUGAUGUAAGUCCAGCUAGGGGCC